Molecule: messenger RNA, 336 nt
Organism: Enterobius vermicularis (human pinworm)
Lineage: Eukaryota; Metazoa; Nematoda; Chromadorea; Rhabditida; Oxyuridae
Source: the annotation of a GenBank genome assembly
AUGAGGCCAGUAAAGAGGUGGCGAUUUGACGAGGGGAGGGGGGCGGUGGGGGAUGAGGAAGAGGGACAAUGCAGAACACGAAGACCGAAAAGAGCUGUUGAUCGCAUCGAGUUUGUGUACAUAAUAGGAAUGAUGGAUAAAUGGCUUUUUGGUGAAUGUUUAGUCAACAGCCAUCAGCCAGUAAGUCCUUUAGUUUCGCUUGUUUUUGAUUACAAUGAUGGUACUGCUUUUAUUGAUGUAUUCAAUGCUUUCACUGAUGCUGAUACUAAAGCUGGUGUAGGUGGUACUGCUGACAGCAAUGCUGCAGCUCUGUUGAAACUGUUACUGUUCCGUUGA